AUGCUCUGGGGCUUGUUGAAACAGGAUGCGGUUCCCUCACCCCCCGAGCUUGGCAUGCUUGAAGAGUUCUACAAGCGAUUCCGACGAACCGAGCAGAUCGAAGAAGCAGUCCGCGGCGGCUUGGCAACUGGUCACUUUGGCCAACAUGAAGUACAAUGCUUCAAGGACGCUCAGGCUGGCCGCAUCCGAUACGGGAAAUCCAUCAUCCACCUGGGAAGUAACUUCGUCCGAUAUGCUCAAGGCCUCAUGGCCCGAUUAGGCUUACGCGUCUGGUGUCCCAAUCUCAAGGAAGAUUCGGAUUUGUUGUACAACUCAGCUCAUCGAAUUGCAGCUCUUACCACUUUCACAGAGCUUGCUACGACUUCAGCUUACUCUUACCUGAAGAUUGAUCGAGAAUUGGCGCAAGAUAUGACUCUACUCAUACCCGCCUACAACCACUUUGUACACUAUCUUCAAUACAACCGAUACAAGAGGGAGCAAAAAGAAAAAGGCAAGGCAUCUCAAGAAGCAGCGAACAAAAAAUUCAACAAGAAUCGAGAAAGGUUGAGAAACGAAAGGCGCGACUUUGCCAUCAUCAACAAGUUUCCAAAGCGAUAUCGAGACAUCUUGGAACCAAUCACGGCCCACAGCGAUGAUGAGAAGGUAGAGGGGAAGGGCUUCUACAAAAUCAAAACCUUGCCCUACCGCUCGAACAACGCCAACCGGUUCUUUCGUCGUUUGGACAUCGUGAUGAAGAACGCCGCCGAGCAAGAUCCUAUCGCCAAGUCGUCCCGACGCAGGGUUCAAAGACUACCAAAGAACCCCGAGAUGUCGUCAUACAAGAUUGCACCAAAGGGACUGCCCAUCGAUUUCUACCACCCGAAAUGGUACCACAACCUCGUCCCUGCUCAACAACAAUCCAUCCCAAACCGAAAAGCACUCGCUUUUCUGCCCGAUGCCAACGAGUCCUUGCUUCCUAAAGGUGAACGAAACCCCGAUGAAAAGAUGGCCGAUUCCACUUUCACGAGGAAGUACUGGGAGGUGUUGGCUGAGCCUUAUGGCCUCCUGGGCGGUGAUUCCUCAGACUAUGACGAGGCUGCUGAGGAGGAACAAGGCAGAAAUGACGAUGACGAAGGCGAGGGGAUCGAUCUAACCCAGCCAAGCCCGGACAACUCUGACGACGAGUUUCAUGUGGAGGGGGAUGCUGGGGAUUUGUACGAAGAAGAGGAUGACGGGUUUGUGGUAAACGAUGGCGAAGAGCAGGAUGGAAGCGAUGAUGACGACGACGAUUACGACGAAGCUGAAGAUGGUGGUGUCGAAGAGGACUGCCAGAUGGAUGACAUCCCAGAGUGCGAGGAAGAUUGGUAA
Puccinia graminis f. sp. tritici CRL 75-36-700-3 is the source of this 1347-nucleotide messenger RNA. RefSeq lists its product as uncharacterized. The record is from RefSeq and is a predicted model, not a curated record. Bases 1 to 1347 code for a protein of 448 amino acids. NCBI's taxonomy places the organism in Eukaryota, Fungi, Basidiomycota, Pucciniomycetes, Pucciniales, Pucciniaceae. The transcript is spliced from 2 exons.